CAUCUGCGAUACUACCAGAGAAGAACUUUAAUCAUAGUGUGAUCUGAGCACACGAUAAAAACAAAGCAACAAUAAAAUGAAUCGGAUACGACAUAGCUACAACCGCCGUAGUAGCAAAGGGACCGAUUUCAACAUUUUCGUUUCCUUCUGGAUCAUCUCCCUCUGCGCAGUGUUGUCGACAAAACUGUUCUCGUGUUCAUCUGCAUUUACAAGGUCGUCCUUGUCAUUAGUUCAGCCUACGGCUUCACACAAGCUGCCAGUCGUAGGAAGGGGCCCGUUGUUUUCGUCCCUGACCGAUGUCUAUGACAACGAUCGAGAAGAAGCCAUUCGGGUAAAAAAGGAGGAGUUGGCCAAACGACGCGGUGUCAGCAGCAAGACCGGACAGGGCCAGAACAGAGUUAAGGACGACCAAGAAUGGAAGUUCUUUGAUACCGCUCGUGUUCACGUCACGGGUGGCGACGGAGGCAAUGGAUGUGUUUCGUUUCGACGGGAAAAGGGUGAACCAAUGGGAGGACCGAACGGAGGCAACGGUGGAAGAGGUGGGUCCGUCUGGUUUGUGUGCGACGAGAGCGUCAAUACGCUGGCGCCGCUGCGAAACAAAGUUCACAUUCGGGCAGGUAAAGCCCGAAACGGUCUUGGCAAGGGCAAACACGGUCAAAAGGGGAAAGACAUUAUCAUGCCGGUGCCACCGGGAACCGUCGUUCGCGAACUGCACACCCAAAAACUAGCGGGCGAGCUCAAGGUAGACGGAGAAAAAAUGCUCGUGGCAAAGGGUGGUCGCGGGGGUCGAGGAAAUGCGGCUUUUAAGACCGACCGCAACACCGCACCCAAGAUUGCCGAACGCGCCGAACCGGGAGCCCAGCGAUGGCUCUCGGUCGAGCUGCGGCUGGUCGCCGACGUGGGAUUUUUGGGAAAACCGAACGCGGGCAAAUCGACCUUGCUGGCAGCGGCAUCGGCGGCACGGCCAAAAAUUGCCAAUUAUCCAUUUACAACCAUUGUUCCGAAUCUAGGGGUCUGCGACAUUAGCGAAGAAGGUGCCGGCUUGGUUUUGUGCGACAUUCCGGGUUUGAUCGAGGGGUAAGCCACCGAACAAUGUUUGUUUUCGCUAGCGUCGUGUUCUCGUACACCGGAACGGAUUGGUGGAAUAUUUUUCUUACAAAUUUGAACUAUCGUCAUUGCAUUGAAGGGCUGCGGGGGGUGCUGGACUAGGACCCGCCUUUCUAAGACACGUCCAACGAUGCAAGGUUCUGUUGCACGUUGUCGAUGGAAGCGCCGACGAUCCCAUCGGAGACUUCAUCACUAUCAACGAAGAAUUAAGGAAACACGACCCUUUCUUGGCUGAAAAACCCCAAGUCGUGGUUGUGAACAAGGUCGAUAUUUCCGAGGUUAAGGAAAUGGAGGACGACAUCAUAUCGGAACUCAAACGAAAAGCGGGGCAUUCUCGGGUAUUGCCCAUUUCGGCUGCAACAACGGAAAAUGUCAAGGAAUUGAUGGGACGAUUGAAAAAGUUUGUCUCAGUACAACCCGAAGCUGAUCUGCCACCAAUCGUAGAAGUCGAUCUCAGCAAAGCCAGUCUGGAAUAUGAUAGCGAUGACUACGGUACGUUGCAUAACAGCAUUCACUGAUCUAUUUGCAAUAAACGUCGUUGAACUACUACAUACGCUUUCGUAAGACAUAUUCGCUCACGACUUACAUUUUUUUCCCUUGCUCUGCGCACGCAUAGAAAUCAUAAGCGAUCCGGCAUAUCCCGGUCAGUGGAGAGUGAAGGGGGAGUACAUCGAACAAGUUGCACGAAUGACGCACUGGGAAUACCCGGAAGCUGUUGCUCGCUUCGGUCGGCAACUCGAAGCCAUUGGAAUUUCAAAUGAUCUUCAGCUCCGGGGUGCUGAAGAUGGCGACUUGGUGAUGGUCGACAAAUAUGAUUUUGAGUUCAACUCGUAUUAUAACAAUCAAUAUAUUCCGCAGGAACUUUUGGAGAAGGACCUUAUGUACGACGACAACGGCAAUUACAUUCCACCUAGUGAAGAGGAAGACGAGAUACCCGCGUGGAGACCAUUCAAUGAAGGAGGUUUCUUGGAUGUGGAUUCUGACGAAUUGGAAGGUUUUAUGGACGAAGAAUGGGACUUCAUGGACGAAGACGACUUCGACGAAGACGGCGAAUUCAUUUUUUCGGAUGAUGAAGUAUGGACUUCUUCUGACUAAAUUGAUAUACAUAGAACAUUGUAAAAAUUGCUCUUGUAGUAAAUGACGAAUAUGAAU
Pseudo-nitzschia multistriata is the source of this 2259-nucleotide messenger RNA. The record is from the annotation of a GenBank genome assembly. Lineage: Eukaryota; Bacillariophyta; Bacillariophyceae; Bacillariales; Bacillariaceae.